AAAUUUUCAGCUCAACUAAGUUUGUUUGUUAGCUUCCUUAGGCAUUGAACCUUACUUUCACAUGCUUGAUUGGCCUUACUUGCUUGGUUAUAUUGCCUAUGUGUAUACCUUGAUUGAUUUGUCUUAGCGCUUGCAUUUUGGAAGUUGGAUAUUGAGAGUGAGUGAACCUAGCCCUCACUAUAUUCUAAGCCUUUUUCCGAGUGACAUUGGUGAGUGAAUUGGGGGUGGGAUUACCAAUUGGGAAGUGAGUUCUUACUAAAAUCUCCCCUUCUUGUGUGUGUGAGUGUGGAUUUUACUAACCCUUAGGACUAGAUCCUAGUUUUUUUUUUUUUAUUUCUUAUUGUAGGUACCAUUGUGAAUGCCACCUCGUACUAGAUCCACCACGAUGGGGGAUCCGCAACCGGGUGCGAGCACGAGUCUUAGUGUGGCGGGGGAUGAGUUGAAAAACUUGAUGGAAAAAAUUAUGACGGAUUUGAGGGAUCUAAAAGAAGGCCAAACCACAAUGCAUGUCACUCAAGAUGCUAUGUUCGGGGAUUUGAAGGAACUCAAGGUGAACCAAGCAUCCAUCCAUGAAAACCAAACUUUUCUCCACGACGAGCUCAACGCUUUGAAGGCCGUGCGACUAUCAAGGUCAAACACCCCUAGGAGCAAUCACACACAUCAUGAUGCCUCCGAGGGGAGUAAUGGAGAGGAAGAGCCAUAUGGUUGGUACGAUCAUGGGGGGCGCGGGGGACAAGGAGGAGGACGGAAUGGGAAUAGGAAUGGUAGGUUCGGGAACAUGAUGGGCGGAAGAGGAAAUGGAAACAUGGGGCACCAUGGGUGGAAUGGUAGGCAUGGAAGAUAUAGAAACUAUGAGGAGGAGAUGGAGCCGCGGUAUGAUGAUCCCACCAAGUCUAUCAAGCACACAUUUCCCGAGUUCCACGGCAAGUUUGAUCCCGAGGCCUACUUGGAAUGGGAGUCACAAAUGAGCAAAAUUUUCUCACUCCAUAACUUUUUGGAAGGUGAUAAGGUGAAGGUGGCAAUAGCCGAGUUUCGUGGCAAUGCGGAUACAUGGUGGAAUGAUACGAUGAGGAGGAGAAGGAUGGUUAGGGGAGGGGAAGUGGGUUCGUGGGCGGAGUUGUGUGAGCUCAUGAGGACUACCUUUGUACCAAAGUCCUAUUUCCUCCGACUUCGAGGGGAGUUUCAAGAUUUGAAGCAAGGGACGAAGAGCGUAAUGGAGUACUACUAUGAACUCCUAUCAUUGAUGAGCAAGGUAGGGGUGGAGGAGCGAGAAGAGGCGACUCAAGAUCGAUUUAUCCAUGGCCUUAACAUCAACUUGAAGCACAAGGUGCAAGUGGAGGCAUUGAGGGGAAUUUCCUUGGACGAGGUGAUUGGGUUUGCCGACACUUUUGAGAGGCAAAGUAAGGAGUUGGUUUCUAGCCGGGCUAAAUGGGCGUCUAGCCAAACCGGAGGGACGGGGACUAGCAAGUGGAGUGCUCCCGGCAAGAAGGUGGAAAACAUGGCCAAUCCAAACACCCAAGGGAGGCCGAUCGCGAAGGCUCUACCGGGUACUCAACCUAUUAAAGCUAUAGCCCCUAUGGAAGACAAGAAGGUUCAAUGUUUCAAGUGCAAGGGGUAUGGCCAUUAUGCACGCGAGUGCCCAAACCAACGGGUAAUGGUUAUCGGGCAAGAUGGUAGCGUGUAUAGUGAGGAAGAUGAAGAAGAUGGGGAGGGUGUGGGCACUAAAGAAGUGAGCCCGGACACCGACAUAGCUUUUUCUAGUGGCGAAGAAGAAGAUACACCCUUAAGGGCUAUGGUUGUACUCCGAAUGCUCAAUGUACAACCCAACCUUGAGGAGCAUAAGGAGCAAAGGUGCAACAUCUUUCAUAUGAAGUGUAAGGUGAAGUCCAAGACGUGCUUGGUCAUCAUAGAUGGAGGGAGUUGUACAAAUGUGGUGUGUGACCGGUUGGUGGCCAAGUUGGGAUUGAAGGUACUUAAACACCCAAACCCCUACAAAUUGCAAUGGUUAGGGGACUCCGGAGAGUUGAGGGUGAAGGCUCAAUGCAAAGUUCCAUUGAAGAUUGGAGAAGUUGAGGAAGACAUCCUAUGUGAUAUCAUUCCUAUGACGGCAUGUCAUGUUUUGCUAGGGAGGCCAUGGGAGUUUGAUAGAAGGGCCUACAAAAAUGGCUUCACGAAUGAGUAUUUCUACAUGCUCAACGGGUUGAAGGUUCGUUUGAAGCCAUUGCUACCUAGUGCCGUGUUUGAGGCUAGCCAACAUCUACAAAAGGAAAGAGAGAGAGAUAGGGAAAAAAGGCUAGUAGAAGAAUGUGAGCUAAAAAAGCCAAGUGAGAGUGGGGGUGGUGAGAGAAAAAUAAAAGCGCCCAAAGGAGAGCACCCACAAACAAGAGGGGGAAAGGAAUGUUUGAUAGCUAGUAAAACCGACCUUGGGUGGGCACUAAACAAUCACCCCUCCGUUCUCCUCGUGGUCCGUAAGGAUUUGUGCUUAGCUACUAACCUUGACCCGUAUCCUUUGAUUGUCCAAAGUGUGUUGCAGGAAUUUGAAGAUGUAUUCCCGGAAGAACUCCCGAGUGAACUCCCUCCCAUGAGGGGGAUCGAGCAUCAAAUUGACCUUUUGCCGGGAUCAUCACUCCCAAACCGGGCCGCAUACAAGGCGAACCCCAAGGAGACACAAGAGCUACAAAGGCAAGUCGAGGAACUCCUUGCCAAAGGUCUAAUUCGUGAAUCUCUAUCUCCUUGUGCCGUACCCGUCAUUCUUGUACCUAAGAAGGACGGAAGUUGGAGGAUGUGUGUAGAUUGUAGGGCAAUUAACAAAAUCACCAUCAAAUAUAGACACCCUAUACCUAGGUUAGACGACAUGUUAGAGGAUCUUUGUGGCUCUAUAUGUUUUUCUAAAAUUGAUUUGGCUAGUGGAUAUCACCAAAUUCGCAUGAAAGAGGGAGAUGAAUGGAAAACCGCUUUCAAAACCAAAUUUGGCUUAUAUGAAUGGCUUGUGAUGCCUUUUGGUUUGACU
This is a messenger RNA of Salvia splendens (bonfire salvia), 3010 nucleotides long. RefSeq lists its product as uncharacterized. NCBI's taxonomy places the organism in Eukaryota, Viridiplantae, Streptophyta, Magnoliopsida, Lamiales, Lamiaceae. The transcript has a single exon. The record is from RefSeq and is a predicted model, not a curated record. Gene Ontology annotation, molecular function: nucleic acid binding; zinc ion binding. The annotation marks the transcript as partial.